UGUUCGUCGCGUUAAUCGACGUUAUGAACAUUGACCAUUGCAUUAUUCAAAAUAACAAGAACGUGCAUUACGAUACAUAGUAAAAAUGCGUACAGAAGUAAGACGGAUAAAUACUAGACGUGACAACGUACCUAGUUAUUGCGAUACGGGUACGUCUUGCGCUAUCACAAUACAAAUGCCAAAUCCAGAGGCAGUGGGUUGCGUAGAGAGAUUUGCUACUUUUUUGUCAUUUCUCCUGGUUAUCAUCACAUUCCCAUUCUCUCUCUUCGAAUGUUUCAAGGUAGUGCAAGAAUUCGAACGAGCUGUGAUUUUUCGACUUGGAAGACUAAGAAAAGGCGGCGCAAGAGGGCCUGGAUUGUUCUUUGUUCUACCUUGUAUUGACACUUACAGAAAAGUUGAUCUCAGAACAGUAUCAUUCGAUGUCCCUCCACAAGAGGUACUAACAAGAGACUCGGUAACAGUAGCGGUGGAUGCUGUGGUCUACUACAGGAUCAAAGAACCGUUGAACGCUGUUGUUAGAGUUGCCGAUUACAGUGCAUCUACUCGUCUACUGGCAGCAACUACUCUCCGAAAUGUUUUGGGUAUGAGGGACCUCGCCCAACUUCUAUCAGACCGCGAAGCCAUCAGUCACAUGAUGCAAGCCAAUUUGGACGAAGCUACUGAUCCUUGGGGCGUAGAAGUGGAAAGAGUAGAAAUUAAAGAUGUUCGUUUACCAGUACAACUACAACGAGCUAUGGCUGCCGAAGCCGAAGCCGAUCGAGAGGCGCGAGCUAAAGUAAUUGCUGCUGAAGGAGAAAUCAAAGCAUCCAAAGCUUUAAAAGAAGCUUCUCUUGUCAUGAUUGAUAAUCCUAUGGCGUUACAGUUACGAUACCUACAGUCUCUCAAUACUAUAUCAGCAGAGAAGAAUUCCACAAUAAUAUUUCCAUUUCCCAUGGAUUUCCUCAAGACUUUCUUGCCUGGUCCGAGCAUGUCGCAUUUGCCUGUAUAAGAUCAAUAUAAUUUUUGUGAAUGAUGCCAUUAUAAUAAUAAUAAGUUAAUAAGAAUUUUACUAUACUGUAAUACAUUUUACAUAGUAGCUGUACUUAAUAUAAUAUAGUAUCUAAUAACAUGAUUAAAAAUAAAACAAUUAAAAUAACCAUUUCUGGACAGCGCCAUCUAGUAUCAAAUAAUAGAUGCUGAAUUAGAAAGAAAGCAAACUAGUUAUGUAGGCACUACCUUUCAUCACUUUAUCUAUGAUACUGAAUUAAACAAGUGGCGAAAACUCUUCGAUUAUGGACUAACCUUACAGGUACUGUCCUUCAUCUAUUGUUAACUUAAUUUAUACCUUUAAUCUAACUCCAAAUAGAAUGCCGUAGAUUAUACUACAUCUAUGAAAGGACGAAAGUGUUCUUGAGACCAUAUCUAUAAGUCUGCCAAAUAUUGUUAUAAAUAGACAAUCAUUCCAUUACUUGAUCGAUUACUUCCGUCAAUUUAAAAUGAGACAAACUGUUAUAAAAUUCAAAUACUGAAUCUUAGAGUAAUAAUAACAGUAGUACAUAAGUUCUUAUAAUAAUUAAAAUUUGUAGAAGACAACCUGAGCGUUAUAAGUUAUAAAACGUUAAAAGGAAAGAACAUAUGAAUCUAUGGUAGAAAUAUCUGUAUAAAAGCAGUAACUACUUCAAAAUACUAUUAGGCUGUACGAUUAAACGACCAUUGCCUUGCAUUUAAAGAAAAUGGGACAGAUAUGAUAAAAAUUAAUUAUCAGUCGUGAAGUCAUUGAAUAAAUUACCAAGAAUUUAUUUAUACUACAAUAUAAAUAUAAAUUUAUACUAUUUAUUUUGUGUUUUCUUUGUUUUUAAAAGUCAAAUUUUUUACAAUGCAACAGGCCUCAACAUUAAUUCUUACAGGUAAAAAAUUUAAGGAUAUUCGAAAAUAUAUGUGUAAUCUCCAGAGAAAUCUUGUACACUUAAUACAAAUUACUUCUUUGUAGAAGAAACAGUUUAAGGAAACUUUAAUAUUUACAGAUAUAAAGAAAGAAUCUUUAAAAGAGAAAUUUUUUCGAUUUAUUGCUAUAUUGUUGAUAAUUAUUUUCCCUGUUAUGCUGGUGCUGUGCUUUCGAGUUGUGAAGCAAUACAAAAGAGCAGUUGUUUUAAGAUUUGGAAGAGUGAGAGCUGAUUCUCCAGCUGGACCUGGUAUCAUUUGGGUUAUACCAUGCACUGAUACUGUAAUACUGAUAGAUCUCAGAACACAAUCUUUCAGUUUACCACCACAAGAGGUCCUUACAAAAGACUCCGUAACAGUUUCAGUCGAUGCAGUUGUUUAUUUCCAUAUUGUAAAGCCUCUUAAUUGUUUUCUAAAUGUUCAGUCACAUGGACGUGCCACGGAAUUAAUAGCUGUUGCUAUACUGAGAAACAUAUUAGGUCAAUAUACACUGUCUGACUUGUUAACAAACAGGGGAGCUAUUAGUUGCACAGCUAAGAAAGAAAUAGAAAAAGUGACUAUUGAAUGGGGCAUUGAAAUAGAAAGAGUUGAAAUGUAAUUCUUAAAUAUUAUU
Molecule: messenger RNA, 2533 nt
Organism: Galleria mellonella (greater wax moth)
Lineage: Eukaryota; Metazoa; Arthropoda; Insecta; Lepidoptera; Pyralidae
Product: band 7 protein AGAP004871-like
Exons: 11
Coding region: 86-988 (300 amino acids)
Cellular component (GO): plasma membrane
Source: RefSeq, a predicted model, not a curated record